AUGAGCACCGACAACUUGCCAGACUCCAACGAAGGGGAGAAGCGGUACGCGGCCGAGCCGGAGGGGUACCACUUUGACUGGAUCCUCAAGCCCAAUUACCUGCUUGACCUCGUUCGCAAUCUCACCGACCAGAAAACGGACUUGCGCAUUCUCAUGCUGGGAUGCGGGAAUUCGCUGCUGUCCGAGGUGCUGUACGACGCUGGGUAUACCCAGAUUGUGAAUAUUGAUUAUUCGGCCGUCGUGAUCCAGCAGAUGAAGGAGCGGCAUGCCGAGCUUCGACCGCUCAUGACGUGGCUCGAGAUGGAUGUUACCGACCUCAAGUUUGGAGAGGAGUUUGAUGUGGUCAUUGACAAGGCGACGAUGGACGCAAUGCUCACGACCAAGGGCGACCCAUGGAACCCGCCGGAGAGGGACGUGAUCAUGGCAACCAAGGAGGUCGACGAGGGACUGAGGGUGUUGCGCAAGCGUCCCGGGUCCAAGUUUAUCUACUGGACGUGGUUCGCGGGACCGUUCCGGAGGCGCUACUUUGAAAACCGCGAGGGGUGGAAGUUUAGCACGCGCGAGGUCGGCCCACCCGAGGGCUUUGACUACUACCAGUACCUGCUCGAGUAUGAGGGGGCGGUGGCAUAG
Molecule: messenger RNA, 630 nt
Organism: Cutaneotrichosporon cavernicola
Lineage: Eukaryota; Fungi; Basidiomycota; Tremellomycetes; Trichosporonales; Trichosporonaceae
Exons: 5
Coding region: 1-630 (209 amino acids)
Source: RefSeq, a predicted model, not a curated record